Molecule: messenger RNA, 5176 nt
Organism: Terrapene triunguis (Three-toed box turtle)
Lineage: Eukaryota; Metazoa; Chordata; Testudines; Emydidae
Gene: WIPF2
Product: WAS/WASL interacting protein family member 2
Exons: 6
Coding region: 461-2053 (530 amino acids)
Molecular function (GO): actin binding
Source: RefSeq, a predicted model, not a curated record
CUGUGGAUAAGUCACCUGACUCCUGCCCUCAGUUUCCCUGGCUGUGUGGUGGGGAUGCUGAGUGCUGGAGACGUGUUUAUGAAUUAGGUGAUCCGGCACUGUGUGGUUACUCCCCGCUGCGAUGUCCCCUCAGGGCUCAGCUGUGCGGCACGACAGAUCUCCUGGCAUGAGGCAGGCGCCGCUCAGCAGGGAGAGCCAGGAGCGUUUGGGGGCAGCGGGGAGGUGGAGCCGGUCAGAAGCAGGGGAUGAGACGAGGGAACGGGGGAAGUGAAGUCACUGGUGGGCUAACGAUUGCCAUCACCUGUCAGUUGGGAGUGGCGCUGCCUCCACCAAAGCCAACUGGAGCGGGGCAGCGGGGGGUGCGCUGGGGAGGGCUGAGAUCCUGUGAUGUGUGUGCUGCUGCCCCCUUCCCUCCCAAGCAGCCCCAGAGGGAGAGCGAAGAAUCUCAGGUGUGGUUGUUAUGCCCUUUGCCCCGGCGGAGACGGGGACACUUCCGUCCGGGCAGGGGGGAGAGGACUGUAGCGAUGCUCCUCUUGGCGGGUGUAGGAGGAACCUGCCGGGUAGCUGCUUUAGAACUCGGCGUGUGCCUGGGUUUGGUCGGGCGCGAUGCUCCGGCUGGAAGGGAGGGAGUGGAGCAGAGCUGCCUCCUGGCGGAAAGGACGGUGCAGUGGUGCCGGGGCUGCAGGGAGGGUUGGUUUGUAAUCAGACUCCUAGCGAGCCCGUCUGUACCAGCAGGGCAGUGACUUGUUUCUCUCCAUCACGUCCCUCUUGUCUCCAGGCAAACCCCGAGCUCCCAAAGCUGAGCCGAGAUGAGCAGCGAGGUAGAGGAGCCCUGCUCCAAGAUAUCUGCAAAGGGCCCAGGCUGAGAAAGGUGACGCAGGUCAAUGACCGGAGCGCUCCAGUCCUGGAGAAACCCAAGGGAGGAGGUGGUGGUGGCUCCGGCUCCGGCUCCAGCUCCGCCGCACUCCAGCCCAAAGGCAGCCUCUUCCAAGGGGGCGUCCCUAAGCUCAGACCCGUAGGAGCGAAGGACAACUCAGACAGCUCCUCCACCAAGCAAUCGCUGCAGGUUCCUGGCUCCAGAUCAGCAGCCCCGAGGCCCCCGGUGCCCGUGACCAACAGCCGACCUCACGAUGACUCCGACAACAACCGGGCUUCCCCCCCCGAGCUUCCCCGGAUGCAGAGACCCUCCUUGCCUGACCUUUCCCGGCCCAACAGCGCCAGCAGUACCGGCAUGAAACACAGCUCGUCUGCCCCUCCGCCCCCGCCUCCAGGCCGCCGAGCCAACGCGCCCCCGGCACCCCCUCCGAUGCAUGGCAGCAAAGCGCCUUCCUACAACCGGGAGAAGCCGUUACCGCCGACUCCAGGACAGCGGCACCCCGUGAGCCGGGAUGGCCCCCCAGCACCGCCCCCCAUCAAGCCUCCCCCUUCCCCAGUGAAUGUCCGAACGGGGCCAAGUUCUCAGAACCAGUCUCUAGCUCCCCCUCCGCCCCCCUAUCGGCAGCCCCCCGGCGUUCACAACGGCCCUUCCAGCCCCACCAACGAGCUGGCCCCAGAGCUGCCCCAGAGACACAACUCUUUGCAUAGGAAGACCCCGGGCCCCGUGAGGGGCAUGGCCCCUCCUCCACCCUCUUCGGCCUCCCCGUCGCUCCAGAGUCAUCGACCCCCUCCGCCGGCCCGAGACCCUCCGAGCAGGGGAGCAGCCCCCCCACCCCCGCCCCCGCUGAUGCGGAAUGGUGGCCGUGACGCUCCCCCGCCCCCGCCCCCCUACAGAAUGCAUGGGUCAUCGGAGCCUCUGAGUCGAGGGAAACCUCCGCCCCCACCUACCAGGACACCGGCUGGGCCGCCCCCUCCACCUCCGCCAGUGCGAAAUGGGCACCGAGAUUCCAUCGCCACUGUGAGAUCUUUCUUGGACGACUUUGAGUCCAAAUAUUCCUUUCAUCCAGUCGAAGACUUUCCAGCUCCCGAGGAGUAUAAACACUUCCAGAGAACUUACCCCAGCAAAACGAACCGAGCGACCCGGGGGGCUCCACCGCUGCCUCCCAUCCCCAGGUGAAGUCCAGCUGCAUUGCCUGGUUGUUCCUUGGCGAGGAGACGGACCUUCUCUCCUUUCCUUGAACGGACUUCCCCCCCUGCCCCUAGGAACCUGCAUGAGAAGCUCCCAGUGUCUCGUUUUGUUUUCCAAUGGUGCAAGGAACAAACAAACCCGGAUGAAUCCCCUCUCACCUCCAUCUAUGCAUUUCAUACCUGGACUUACCUGGGUGAGUCCCUUCCUCCACUUUAUAGCUGCAGAUCCGCGGGCCGCGCCGGAAAGAGGCUUCCUGCGCCACCCUGCAGAUCUGUGCAAAAAGACUCUCCUGGUCCACAAAGUUAAUAUAACGUAGGACGAACUCCAAGCCAAGCAAGCCAGCGUGUGAUGGCUUUGGGGCCAGAAACCAGCGUGGUGCGGCCAGUACCCCCGGUGCUCCGUGCUAGGGCAGGGGUGAGAGGCAUGUGGGGUGGGGGGUCAGACUUGGAGAAGGGAGGGCAGGGAAAGGGGUGAGUUUUUAAAAAGUGAAAUGUCUCGAACACUAUUGGCUGUGAACACUAUGUACUGAUCAGUUCAGCUAAAGCAACAAGGUGCAGGAAGAGUUUAAACCAACGUGGUUAUUUACCCAGACACCACAACUGGCAUUUCCCCCCAUGGAUACAGGAAAGGGGGUCAGACUGUCCCAAAGGAACAUGGCCCCACUGGGUGGAGCAAAUGCUAGCCCAGGGCACACUCUAACAGCCAUUCCAGUGGGGACUGGCCCGUGGCUGUAACAUGCAGGCUGGUUGUGGGCCGUGUUCUGUCUGGGAAUGCUGUCCAUGGCUGCAUGGCCCUUCCUCGGAGUGCACCGUUAUAACAAAUAGGGCACUGCUAGAUUUCCCCCCUGGCAGAGAAUUUGACAAGACUAAUCAUUCCUGUUUUUUUAACCUGGUAACAGCAGCUGCAAGCGUCUCUAGCUCGCCCCCUGGUUAGGAGACGGAUGGUAGCUGGCGGCCCGUGGUGGGGGAGCUUGCCGCUUUGGGAGCGGUCAGCUUAAUCACACUGAUGGGUUCCUGCAAAACGCUGCCUCCCUUCCCGACGGGUGGCACGGCCCUUCAUGCCCUGCUGGGUGCUCUGAUUUUAAUGCUAAAUGACCAAAUUUAUAAUUUUAACAGGAAGACCAUAAUCGUUGUAAUGUUAAUAAACAAAAAAUAUGGAAACCCUGCUAAAUAGGUUUUAAUCUGUGGGGGGGAGAUCAGGGUCCUUGUGUUCUGACUGCGGGUCGCAUGGUAGCAUAAAAACACUCUCUCUUUCUCAUGGGGGAAUUGCCUCGUUUGGCCAAACUAGCUAAUGACUGUUCAUAUUCCAUGGAAGCGUUUCUAAUAAUAAUCCAGUACCUAGCUGUUGUUUUGCCUUAUACACUACUUCUGUCCUCCUGUUGGUACCAGAUUGAUGAUGAUUCUGUAUAUUUACUCUCUAACAGGGAGGGGUUACAUUAAUCAUAGUUACUGAUCUAUUUUGUAUGUUGUAAAAAGCUUGUAAUAUAGGAUUAAGGUGGGCUUGUUGCAAGUAUACUAAAAUCCUCACCUUUAAACUGCUCUUUUUCUAUGAUGAUGGAAAUGUAUCCUUUUUACGUUCGAACUAGGCAGCACUCAUGUUGAGGACCACUGCCCAGUUACAGGAAAUUCGGGGGUUUUUUUGUUUUUGUUUUUCUGGAGGAAAAAUAUCUGCCCAGCUUAGCUGGUUGGAAGAGAAGUUAAUGCACUGUGCAUUUUUGUUUAAAUAAAUUUUAAAAAAGGAAAAAAAGUCUUUCCCUGUAAUGUUCGCUUCCUGUAAGUCUUGUUUUGGAAGCAGAGGGGGUUCUUUUAAAAGGAAAAAAUAAAAACCAAUAAGCUUGAAAUUGUAUUUAAAUAAAAAUAAUAAAGAUGCACAUCUGUUCAAAUCACAACUUUUGGGCCAAAGCACUUUGCUGUUAGGUGUUUCGAAUGUUGUCUUGUAUGUGUUUUGUGGGACUUCCAUUGCUCAUCGGAGACCUGUUAGCGUUUCCUUCAUCUCCCUGCUGUGCUGUCUGUACGCUUUGGCCGUUUAUCGGUCAGUGGGGAACCGCAGGCUGAACCAGCAAUUCGGGGAGUAUCCAAGAUGGUUCUGCCAGACUGGUGCGUGACUCAUCAAAGGAUGCUGCUAAUGGUAGAUCACUGGGAGCCCUUAAAGGAGGCGUAGAAUUGUUUGGGUGGGGAAGAGGGGCAGAAGGAAGAACAAGAAGAUACCACUGUAUGCCAAUGUGAUGCUUCCUCAACUAGCCUGACCAACUUCACACCAUAGGACUAGUGAGAAGAAAGAACUAGACCGAAGCUUUUAACAUAGCGUGGGGUUUGCUUGAUUUUUUUUUCUUUUUUCUUUUUUCCUGACUGCUUGAAAUGGGGCCCUUGAGCCUGGGCUUUUUGUAGCAAUCGACACUGCACCAACGAGGAGGUGUGUCCACUCCCCAAGAGGCGAGCGAGCAGUUUGGAUGCUCCAGGUAGCAAGGCUGUGUUGUGCCCUCUUUGGGAUCAUAGGGAUAGCUGGAAACAGAGUUCCUAACAGUCCUGUUUUUCAUAGUCUUGCAUUGCACCUGGAGCAGCUCCGAAGGGCUGCAGAAUGGAGAGGCUCGGUGGGUCUUCAGCGAGAGACCAGUCAAUGGAAACACUUUCUCCGUUCAUGCUUCCUUCGUGCCUUACCUGUGUCCAAAGCAUUUCGGACUCCUCUCCUUGUGCUUUGCGGACUGAAGCAAUUCAGCGUGCAUAUUCCCACCACUGCGAUUUGUUAUUCCUUCCACCUGUUUGCUCCUAUUUUAUAUCCCCACUUCCUCUUGACUGCAGCGCCACUGAAGGGUUCCAGUUUCUUGAGUCUCUCCCCCUGCAGCUGCUCCUCCGCAUGGAAGAGCUCAAGCAUUCAAUGGCCCAUUGUAUAAAUGUACCAGACCUGACCUGUGCGUGAAGUCCGCACAUUAGCUGGAUUUUUAUAAUUUAUUGUAUGAUUUUUUUUUUGUUACAUUUUGCUGCAAGACUGUAGCCAUCUCUAAAGGUUUGACUUCUCCCUUGGAGGGAUGUGUACUGUAGCUCAGAUUCUGGUCUAAUUUUGUAUGCUUCUUCCUGUCUCUCCUACAUGCAAUUCUUUAAACCUCACUAUUAA